AUGGGCAGACAUUAUCCCCUGGGCUAUAAUUAUUUCCGCACGCGGCUGCACAAGGCAUUCAUGUCCAAGGCAGAUUUGAGAGACGAAGAACAAAUACGCCAAGGCAUCAAGCGAGCCGAGUUCGUGAAGAAGGAAAUCGAGGCAUUGUACUUUUUGAAAAAGUACCGGUCAAUGAAACAUCGAUAUUCCUGA
This is a messenger RNA of Exophiala spinifera, 192 nucleotides long. RefSeq lists its product as uncharacterized. Gene Ontology annotation, cellular component: mitochondrion. Bases 1 to 192 code for a protein of 63 amino acids. Gene Ontology annotation, biological process: respiratory electron transport chain. The transcript has a single exon. Lineage: Eukaryota; Fungi; Ascomycota; Eurotiomycetes; Chaetothyriales; Herpotrichiellaceae. The record is from RefSeq and is a predicted model, not a curated record.